Molecule: messenger RNA, 665 nt
Organism: Halichondria panicea
Lineage: Eukaryota; Metazoa; Porifera; Demospongiae; Suberitida; Halichondriidae
Exons: 3
Coding region: 3-665 (220 amino acids)
Source: RefSeq, a predicted model, not a curated record
UGAUGCAGGGAAACAAGAGAUUACAACAACUGACUGCUAGUCUCUCCUCAGAGCUGAGAGGGCUCACAGACACGGAGGACAGUAAUGAGUACUGCUGUGAGGUUGGCCGCAGGGUCCAAACACAAACACCCUCUACUUCACUACUCCUGGAGCAGUACUUCCACCAUAUUGAUGCGAGCCCCAUCUUGCCUCACUGUGAGCAUGUUGUUGUUGGAGGGGGUGCUACCUCUACUCCCCUCCCUUGCCACGUUGUUGGAGAGGGUGCUACCUCUACUCCCCUCCCUUGCCGUGUUGUUGGAGGGGGUGCUACCUCUACUCCCCUCCCCCUACCCUGCUCUGGUCGAGUCUCAGAGACCUCUGUACAGCUCAUUAUAGAUACCAUUGAGACCCCCUCACUAUGCAGACCUAGCAAGAAGCUCAAGACCACCAUAAAGAAGCCACACAAAGCAGUGCCCUCAGGGCGUAAGGUGUUCAGAGAAAUGCUCCACAAAGCCAAAGUUCUUAACUCUCGUUUCAAGAACAGCAGACCCCCAAAGUCUCCUCCCCCUGGACACUGUCUACUGGCACAAGAGUGGGCCAAGCAGAGCUUCCAUUACAACCCUAGCCAUCCUAACAACCAUUAUCCGAGGGACUUCUUGCUACCCAGUGUACAAACAAUAUCAUGA